AAUUUAUAAGCAGUGAUUAGUCUUAUUUCUGAUUUUUAAAAUCUAUGCCGAAAUAAUUUUCAAAAUAUGCCACGCCAGAAAGAUGCGCGACCUCGGCGCCAACCGAACCAAGAGAACGAACCUGAUUCCGGCCAUGCUUCAUCAUCCACAUACCAGAGCGCAGCAGCAGCUCGUCCACGGCGGUCAUUUUCCGAAGACCAAAGAUCCUCAAGCGGGGCGACCCGAAGUGGAGCAGGUGUUUCGAGAAGAUCUAGAUCUGAAGAAAGGCGUCCGCGAACCCAAAUCAGAGCCCUACGAGAAAUAGCGCAUCUCCAGCGGUCAACCAAUCUGCUGAUCCCGAAGUUACCGUUUGCGCGUCUGAUUCGGGAAGUUCUCAUGUCUUAUAAUGACCAUGCUUUGCGAGUAACACCAGAAGCACUAAUGGCCUUGCAAGAAUCCGCUGAGUUGUACAUUGUGCAACUAAUGGAGGAUGCCUAUCGCUGUACGAUUCAUCGGAACCGGGUUACACUGAUGCCGAAGGAUAUUAAUCUCGCUUUGUAUAUCAGAGAGAGGUGGUGA
Toxorhynchites rutilus septentrionalis is the source of this 558-nucleotide messenger RNA. Its product is annotated as histone H3-6-like. NCBI's taxonomy places the organism in Eukaryota, Metazoa, Arthropoda, Insecta, Diptera, Culicidae. The record is from RefSeq and is a predicted model, not a curated record. Gene Ontology annotation, cellular component: nucleosome. Bases 67 to 558 code for a protein of 163 amino acids. Gene Ontology annotation, molecular function: DNA binding; protein heterodimerization activity; structural constituent of chromatin. The transcript has a single exon.